AUUGGAACCCUUGAACCCAACAAUAACACACCAUCAUGUUUCUUGGCUGCACUAAGAUGCCACCCACACCAGUUGAUUAAGACCCAGGUACCUGCUUCAGGCUAGGUGAACAGGGGCAGGAGGUGUAAGGAAACAUGCCCAAUGUUUCUACCCAUACUGGGUAUCGAACCGUGGAGACUGCGUGUGUGAGUGAGGCAAGUACCACUUGGCUGAUAAUGUGAAGCAUAACAUAUGGCUGAUCAUAUUGUGUCGUAACAACAAGUUGCACUGAGUUCGUAACGAGACCAAACACCAUCAAUGAGUUUUGAAGCAACUGAGCAUCAGCAUGUGAGGUUUAACCCUCUUCGAGGUGACUGGGUACUCGUGUCUCCACAUCGCAUGAAGAGACCAUGGGCCGGUCAAGUGGAAAGACCAGCUGAAGUGGAUAUUCCAAUUCACGAUCCUACAAACCCUCUUUGUCCUAGAGUUACUAGACCAAAUGGUCAGGUCAACCCGGACUAUGAGUCAACAUUUGUCUUCACCAAUGAUUUUCCAGCAUUAUUGGAAGAGGUACCGUCUCCGCCAGUGAGUGACGACCCACUGUUCUGUGCAGGCCAGGCUCGAGGAACAUGUCGAGUGAUGUGUUUCCACCCUCACACAAACAUAACUCUGCCACUUAUGACCCAAAAGGAAGUCAGAGCUGUGAUUGACAGGUGGAUCAUGGAGUUAGAAGACUUGGGCAAGAAAUACAUAUGGGUCCAGAUCUUUGAAAAUAAGGGAGCUGUUAUGGGUUGCUCUAAUCCUCAUCCUCAUUGUCAGAUUUGGGCAUCUUCCUUCAUGCCAAAUGAAGCUCAACUGAAGGACACAAACCAGAGACAGUACUUUUUAGACCAUGGAACACCAAUGCUAAUGGAUUAUGUUGCUCGGGAGUUGGAAAAAAAGGAAAGAUUAGUUGUGACAAAUGAUCACUGGGUGGUAGUAGUUCCAUACUGGGCAGUGUGGCCAUACGAAACCAUGAUUCUUCCUCGGCGCCAUGUUAUACGCAUGACUGAAAUUUCCAAUGCUGAGAAAGAUUCACUUGCAGAUAUUAUCAAGAGGCUGACGACAAAGUAUGACAACCUUUUCAAGUGCUCCUUCCCAUAUUCCAUGGGGUGGCAUGGGGCACCUACUGGUCUUAAGCUGGAGAGUGACGAGAAACACUGGGUGUUCCAUGGUUGUUACUACCCACCUCUGCUACGCUCAGCCACAAUUAAAAAGUUUAUGGUGGGCUAUGAGAUGCUGGCACAGGCCCAACGUGACUUAACAGCUGAGCAAGCUGCACAAAAGCUGAGAGAGCUCCCAGAAAUCCAUUAUAAACUUGUGAAUAAUGAAUAGUUUGCAGAAUAAUUUGUUCUACAUUUUUAAGCAUCAUUUAUUUACCACAUACCACUACUUGUACACCUACCAUCCGACUUACGGCCUGCUCGACAUAUGACCACUCGACUUACGACCAUGUUUUGAAUGCCAAAUUUCUGGGAAAUAAACAACUGUUUGUAUUGUA
This is a messenger RNA of Cherax quadricarinatus, 1519 nucleotides long. It is a transcript of the gene Galt, whose product is annotated as Galactose-1-phosphate uridylyltransferase. Gene Ontology annotation, biological process: beta-D-galactose catabolic process via UDP-galactose, Leloir pathway. Lineage: Eukaryota; Metazoa; Arthropoda; Malacostraca; Decapoda; Parastacidae. Gene Ontology annotation, molecular function: zinc ion binding; UDP-glucose:hexose-1-phosphate uridylyltransferase activity. Gene Ontology annotation, cellular component: cytoplasm. The record is from RefSeq and is a predicted model, not a curated record.